Molecule: messenger RNA, 678 nt
Organism: Pocillopora verrucosa
Lineage: Eukaryota; Metazoa; Cnidaria; Anthozoa; Scleractinia; Pocilloporidae
Source: RefSeq, a predicted model, not a curated record
AUGGCGUUUGAACUCAAGGAAAGCGAAGCUAGGCAAAGAAGUGCACGCGCAGUACAAGGAAACUUCUUCCAUUUUGCUGAUACCAUCUCUAAAGCUUUGGGAAUACCAAAGUGGCGCCUUUUCAUGAUUCGCACAGAGAAAGCCAAUCGUUCCGGGUGCAUGAAAGUCAAGUUUGCAAUAAUCGGCAAUGCGAAUCAAGUCAGCCAACCUGCCACAAAAUUUGACGAUCUCAAGCAAAAAAAUCCAGAAGCGUUCAAACCCUAUACUCCAACCGAGGACUGUGAUCCCUCGACAAGUGGAGCACUCGGUUAUCACUCAAGCGUCUUACUGUCGAUCAUUAUUGUGAUGGUCGCUGCUUUCAUGGGAUGAUUACGAUUGACGCCAGUAAUACUCGGAUCAUUAACCUCAAAUACUCGUUGAAGCUUAGAUCUCGGUGACAGCUUUUCACGGUAGAGAGCUUAGUAGUUCAAUUACAUAUUAUUUUUUGAAAGCUAAUUUCUGCAUGUUACCGAAUUUUUUUCCUCUUUUGCUUUCUAACAAAAUGGCCAAAGACAAGCAAUUUUUGUGCAGCGUUAAGAUAUGAUUUAACGACCAUUGAACUUGCACCAGCUUUAAACCUCACAGAACUGUAAUAAAUGGAAUGCACCAAUUACUAAAUAAAAUUAUUAUCACCGAUCA